Messenger RNA from Sclerotinia sclerotiorum 1980 UF-70, 1161 nucleotides. RefSeq lists its product with no specific name. Lineage: Eukaryota; Fungi; Ascomycota; Leotiomycetes; Helotiales; Sclerotiniaceae. The coding region runs from base 1 to 1161 and encodes 386 amino acids. The record is from RefSeq and is a predicted model, not a curated record. The transcript has 5 exons.
AUGGAAUACCCAAAAAGCAUCAAGAUCAAGCGCACUGCGCAACAUCCCUGUAUCAUUGUAAUUAUUUGCUUUGAGAAGGGAAGAGAUGGUACAUCGAGAUUAAGCGCUUGGAAUAGGAUGAGGAAGAUGCUUAUAAACACACCCCUGUUUAUCGCUCCAGCCACAUGUACUGAGAACGCAAGCUUGACUGAAGCUGCUAGUAUCGAAACACAGCAGCCAUGGCUUACUUUCCUCACUGAACUUGCUUCGAAACCAAACUGCGAGAAAAUGGUAUCAGAUGUUGCGAACAUGCUGAAAAACUUUCUCCUCUCUGACAGUGAGAAUGCUGCUUCAGAAACUGCCAAGCAAAUAAACAAUUACACGCUCUUUGGCACCCUUACAAGAAGACAUCUUAACUUUGUAUUUCAAACGAUAUACAACCUAGCGGCACUGAUACCAUAUGAAGAUCACAAGCAGGAGAUGUUGCUGCAGCUCAUCGUUGAGCUUUUGAAGAUGUCGAGCAGAUCGAUCACGCAGCCGGAUGGCAAGAUGGUCGAUGAAGGCACUAUAUACUAUGACAUUAAUAUGGAACUAAAGCACGAUAUGUGGAAUGCGAGACAUGUGGAUGAGUUCGAUUUAGAUCAUAAAACUCAAGAUAAAUAUACUCAGGGAUGUAUUGAGUGGAUUAAUCUCUCUAAAUUCUAUGCUCGCUGUAUUGCGGAGGAUCUCGAUGAUCAUGAUGAUAGGGCAUGCAAAUUCCCCGGUUAUGAUAUUCCUGAAGCUUUGGAGCAGCAAUUCGAGUACACGCCUGGAAUAGAUACAGAUUUCAGGGUCAUGGUAGCCACGCAGUAUAUUAUUAUUGCUGGAGAGAAGAUCCGAGAGGACAAUAUCAAAUGGUGGGAUGAGCAUGCACCGACCUGGGAAAAGAAUUUGGAGCAAUUGGAGAAUAGUUAUGAAAAUGGGUUUCCGGAAGUUGCUCCUCGUUUUGAGACACCACCCGGAGAGAAAGAACUCAUUGGAACGGGAGACUUGGGUAUGGAUAUUCUAGGAUCUGUGAAGGAUGCGAGGAAGAAAUUGAGAGCGUUGCGAGAGUUGCGAGAGGGAGCUUCCGAGCAGGGGAGCGAGGAAACUGCCGACACCCUGGUUAAUAGUGAAAAUCCAGCAGAGAAGGAUGAUGAGUAG